AAAACAAAGGGUUUAAGGAAAGGGAUUUGUAGAAACCACUGAAUAUAAGGAGAUAACUAACAAGGUCGCCAGAUAACGUAUUUAAAGAAACGAUCAGUCUUCUUGGUCAAAUAUUCCUCAUCAAGAUGAAGACGUGUGUAGUUGUAUUAGUUCUUGGCCUUCUUGUCUGUGCUCCAACAGUUUAUCCUAAUCCACUAGCAUGUUAUAUGGAGUGUAGCACGUUCUGCGCUAAGGAUAUUCCAGGAAUGUCAAAGCCACCAGUGUCAGCUGCGUGUUCCCCUUGCGAAUGCCCUGUCCGACCACUGUAUUGCAAAUCAUGUAACAAAAUAUGCAAGAACAAGACUUUUAUGAUGAUGCCAGUGCUUCCAGGGUGUAAACCGUGUAAAUGUCCGGCAGCUGCCCCCAGAACCACUUCCGAUCCUUAUUAAAACAACUUUGUGUACAACUAAGCCUACUUCAAGAGCCCGUACCUAUGCAAUAAUGACGAGCAAGAGUCAAUCCUUCCAUAUGUGAAUGUCUUUCCACCUACUGUACAUACAAUGAUGAAUUGAUAUCAACCAGUGAAAAUUCCUGGUUAUACCGUACGACGAAAACACAACAUCGGGCAUCUUGGUGUUUUUAUGUUGAAUAUAUUUCUAUGGAUUUCUGCUAAAAAUAUUCUAAUACUUGUAUUUAAAAAAAACAACUGUUCUAUUAUUUUUUCCAAUAAACUAUUUAAUAAAUUAUG
Messenger RNA from Anneissia japonica, 727 nucleotides. RefSeq lists its product as uncharacterized. The record is from RefSeq and is a predicted model, not a curated record. The transcript is spliced from 6 exons. Lineage: Eukaryota; Metazoa; Echinodermata; Crinoidea; Comatulida; Comatulidae. Bases 126 to 428 code for a protein of 100 amino acids.